CCCGCAGGCGCCGCUUUCCCGGGGCCCCAGUGGCUGGAGGGCAGCUCCGCAGCGGGCCGCAGGAGGAAGCGGACGGUCUUCACGAAGCAGCAGCUGGAGAUUUUGGUGGGCGCCUUUGAGAAGCACCGGUACCCAGGCAUCGGCACGAGGGAGGAGCUGGCAAGAAGGAUCGGCGCCCCGGAAUGCAGGGUCCAAGAAACGGUGUUGCAGCGUGCAUUGUGGGAAGUGGAACCGGUGGCGUACGAGGAGAGCCUGAUCUUUAGCAAGACGACGAUGGCAUCUGUAAAUAUGGAAGCAAUAGCAUCUAACCCUGCUGGAGGGUCAAAUGGUUUAGAAGAGCCUAAAAAAAUGACAAGGGAGGACUGGAGAAAGAAGAAAGAGUUGGAAGAACAGAGAAAACUGGGCAAUGCACCAGCUGAAGUGGAUGAAGAGGGAAAGGACAUUAAUCCUCAUAUUCCUCAGUACAUUUCCUCUGUGCCAUGGUAUAUAGACCCUUCCAAAAGACCUACACUAAAGCAUCAGAGACCCCAGCCAGAGAAGCAGAAAGAAUUGACUGCACAAGGAGAAUGGUAUAAGCGAGGGGUGAAAGAGAAUUCCGUUGCAACAAAAUACCGCAAAGGAGCCUGUGAAAACUGUGGUGCGUUGACACAUAAGAAGAAAGAUUGCCUGGAGAGACCUAGAAAAGUUGGAGCAAAAUGCACAGGAACGAACAUUGCACCUGAUGAGCACAUGCAGCCACAGCUGAAGUUUGAUUAUGAUGGAAAAAGAGACCGUUGGAAUGGCUACAACCCAGAAGAGCACGUGAAGAUUGUAGAGGAAUAUGCCAAAGUUGAUUUAGCUAAGCGCACACUGAAAGCACAGAAACUGCAGGAGGAGUUGGCUUCCGGAAAACUGACAGAGCAGGUGAGCUCUCCAAGGCAUCGGUGGGGCGAAGAGGAACCAAAUUCACAGAUGGAACGAGAUCAUAACAGCGAAGAUGAGGAUGAAGACAAAUACGCAGAUGACAUUGACAUGCCUGGGCAGAAUUUUGACUCCAAGCGGCGCAUUACAGUCCGGAAUCUGCGCAUUCGAGAAGAUAUUGCCAAAUACUUGCGGGAUCUAGACCCCAAUUCAGCAUACUAUGAUCCCAAGACAAGAGCAAUGAGGGAGAAUCCAUAUGCCAAUGCAGGAAAGAAUCCAGAUGAGGUCAGUUAUGCAGGUGAUAACUUUGUUCGUUACACUGGGGAUACCAUUUCAAUGGCACAAACACAGCUAUUUGCUUGGGAGGCUUAUGAAAAAGGCUCUGAGGUUCAUCUCCAAGCAGAUCCUACAAAACUCGAACUUUUGUACAAAUCGUUCAAAGUGAAAAAAGAAGACUUCAAGGAGCAGCAGAAAGAGAGCAUCCUGGAGAAGUAUGGAGGGCAAGAACAUCUGGAUGCCCCACCAAAUGAAUUACUGCUUGCUCAAACAGAAGAUUAUGUGGAAUAUUCUAGACAUGGAACAGUUAUUAAAGGCCAAGAAAAGGCAGUUGCUCGCUCUAAAUAUGAAGAAGACGUUAUGAUCAACAAUCACACGUGUAUUUGGGGUUCGUAUUGGAAGGACGACAAAUGGGGAUAUAAAUGCUGCUACUCAUUUGUCAAGUAUUCAUACUGCACAGGAGAGGCUGGAAAAGAAAUGGUUAAUGCUGAUGAAGAAUUGCCUGCUGGAGAAUCAAAUGAGGAAGAGUACGGGACUGUUCCCAAAACUCUUGUAGAGAUCCAUCAAGAAAAACAGGGAGAAGAAAAGAAGAAGAAGAAAAGGCAUCAGAAAAGUACCAGUUCUGACAGUGAGGGAGAAGAGAGAAAAAAACAGGAAAAACUGAAAAAGGCACUAAAUGCAGAAGAAGCCCGUCUCCUCCACGUGAAAGAGAUCAUGCAAUUAGAUGAAAGAAAGAGACCUUAUAACAGCAUGUAUGAAAGCCGGGAGCCAACAGAAGAAGAAAUGGAGGCUUAUCAAAUGAAGCGUCAGCGUCCAGAUGAUCCCAUGGCCUCUUUCUUGGGACAGUAGUAUUUGUGAAAAGAACUCACAAGCCCACAGGGCAUGGUGACCAAGUGAACGAAGCUCUGCCCGUUUUCUGCCUUGUAUAUAUAUAUAUAUAUAGCAAUUUUAAGCUGAAAGAGUUUACUGCAGGUGUUUCAGCUGAAGACAACCGUCUUCCGGUUAGCCUACGCCUGACUGGAUAAAUGCAGCUUAUUAGACUUCUGUGAAUUGUAUUGUAUAGUUUUAAUGUUAAGAAUUUUAGGUUUUUAGGUUUUUAAAUGCUUUGACUUUUUAAAUGUAAUCAUUCUGCACUUUGUUUUAUUGUUUUAUCGUUUGCUGUGAGCCGCCCUGAGCCACUCUGUGGGAAGGGCGGGGUAUAAGUUACGGAAUGAAUAAAUAAAUAAAUAAAUAAAUAAAA
Molecule: messenger RNA, 2416 nt
Organism: Heteronotia binoei (common prickly gecko)
Lineage: Eukaryota; Metazoa; Chordata; Lepidosauria; Squamata; Gekkonidae
Product: pre-mRNA-splicing factor SLU7-like
Exons: 2
Coding region: 274-2025 (583 amino acids)
Biological process (GO): mRNA splicing, via spliceosome
Cellular component (GO): spliceosomal complex
Molecular function (GO): pre-mRNA 3'-splice site binding
Source: RefSeq, a predicted model, not a curated record